CCAACCUGGUUCGGUUGGGUCCAGGGUUAUACGACUGUGCAUGUUCUGAACCGAGGGAUACCACCUUCGUAGAUUUUCGUUCAGAAACACCGACCAUGGCGAUUUCCGGCGAUGCAGACGCCGAUGUAUCGAACUAUCUCGAGUACCGGUCCAAGAAAGAUGAAGCAUGGUACACCUCGGCGGUAGUUUUGGAAGACGGAAAGCAGCUCCGCGUGAAGUUCAGGGAUUUUGUGCAUAGCUACUAUGACGAGGUCUUCUCCGUCGCUGAUUUCUCGACUAAGUCUGAACUACAAGAAUUCCUCCAUCGAUUCCGUCGUUUGUCCGAGCCGAUCGAGGACAAUGAAUGCUCCAGAGUGAUAGCAGACAUGAUGGUCUGUGCUACUUAUAAAGGCGAUGGAUCAGUUCGAUUCUUUGAUGCCAUUGUUGACUCUGUGCAUUACAAAGAGCAUACGCCAGAGAAGUGUUUAUGCACCUAUUUACUGGUCUGGCAGCAUGGUCCUGAAGAGGGCAAUAUAACAGCAACAAGUAUUGAGGAUAUAUGCCUUAUUAUGCCUGGUGCUGUUGAUCCCAAAGUGACUGACUUUGCAAAGAUUGUGAAGGAAAAACUUGGUUUAGUUUACAAGAGACCAUUUUUGUCUAGAAAAACAAGUUCAAACGAAACUCUAGAUGAGUUGCAGGAUUUUGACAGUGCUGGACACAGUUCUUAUGUUGGAUUUUCUAAAGGGAGGGGAGGAUUCUACCCUCCACUAAGCGACCAUGACAGAGAUCUGGGAGGUGUCAAAGAAACUGGCUGUCAUCAUUACAUAAUAUUAGAGAAUUUGGAGAAAGAUCUAUCUCCAUCAUCAAUGAUGGAGUUCUUACACGUGCAAACUUCAAUUACACCACAGGCAUUUCUUUUUCCAAGCUUGUCAGCAGAAACAUAUGCAAGAGGAGCAGUUGUGGUGGAUAGCAGACCAAAGCUUAAGAGAAUAUAUGAAUUUUUAAGCAAUCCAAAUCAUUUUAUUGUAUCUUCCUCUGGAAGGCCAUGGGUAAUAGCUGAAGCUGUGCUUAGGACUGGAACUUUUGACACAAACCUGCAGAGCUGUCAGCCAUUGUCUAAGAGCAAAAAUACAGGGAGCGGGUUAAUGGUCGUGCGCUUAGGAACAGAAAGAUAUAAUAGAGCUAAACAACGAAAAGAUCUAUACAUGGAAUUCCGUAAGCAUCUAAAUGGACUUCUGCAGAGGUUAGAUUUGGAGGAGAAGAAGUGUCUUCCUUCCGGUGCAUAUUAGUUUUUGCAAAGUGUAGAUAUGCAAUUUCUAAUGCAGUUAUUUGGUGCAGGUGUUGUAAAGGUGCAAAAGAUGUGCUGUAUUUUGGUGAGAUAGAUGGCAUUAAGCAUAACUUCCAGUGGGUGCAAUGCAAUUGCAGGCAUUUUGCCUGUGCCUUAAUGAAAAUAUUGGCUUCAAUUCCUUAAGAAAGCAUGAUGACAGGUGAAUGUAACAAACCACUUUUAGAUUUGGUGUUGGCUGUUUCUAUGGUCGGUCGGUGUCUUGUUUGUUGUAGCGUAUACUACUACUAGUGUUAAAAGAGACUCGAGUUUGUUUUAUAUGUGUGUGUUUUCCUUUCGGGAGGGGGGUUGGUUUUCGUGAAGGAGUCACACCCGUCUUCUAGAAUGAAGAGAGCGUUUUCUCCAUGAAUUUUGUCGAAAAUAUUGGCC
Molecule: messenger RNA, 1693 nt
Organism: Cynara cardunculus var. scolymus (artichoke)
Lineage: Eukaryota; Viridiplantae; Streptophyta; Magnoliopsida; Asterales; Asteraceae
Exons: 7
Coding region: 96-1268 (390 amino acids)
Molecular function (GO): chromatin binding
Source: RefSeq, a predicted model, not a curated record